Messenger RNA from Penicillium arizonense, 3183 nucleotides. RefSeq names its product putative ATP-dependent RNA helicase DBP6. Gene Ontology annotation, cellular component: nucleus. The coding region runs from base 1 to 3183 and encodes 1060 amino acids. The record is from RefSeq and is a predicted model, not a curated record. The transcript has 4 exons. Lineage: Eukaryota; Fungi; Ascomycota; Eurotiomycetes; Eurotiales; Aspergillaceae. Gene Ontology annotation, molecular function: RNA helicase activity; ATP binding; nucleic acid binding.
AUGGCCGGCCACAAGACGAGGGAUUCCUCGAAAGGCGAUGUGGACCCAAAUUCCGCCAAAUCUCACAAGCGAAAGAGAGAUCAGAAUGUCCCCCAGGUCGCCACCACUCCCACGCCGGCGAAAAAGCAUAAGAAGCGCGAAAGCUUGUCAACCGCACAGUCAACCGAGCACGAUGAUGGCAGCACCAAAAAGCGCAAGCGACUCAAGGAUGCUCUCCAGGGAGAGGAUACCCCGCAAACGUCCAAGAAAGAAAGUGCUGUCUCGGCAAACCGCAGCAAAGAGAGUACUACAGACUCGCGUCACGACGUCAGUGAGACGGGAAAGAAGUCGAAGAGCGGCAAGCGAAAGAGCACUAACAAGAGCGACAAAUUGGAUGAUGAGGUUGCACCUGUAAAUGCAGAUAGCGACGAUGAGGAGGUGGAAGCCGAACCCAAAACAUCCAAGAACAAGCACUCGGGUAUUCUGUCAAAAUUUGAGCGCACCAAAACUGUCGCCAGCUCCAAAUCCAAGAAGCCCGAGCCUGAAACUGUCGAAGAUGAGACGCCUGCUGUGGAACCCGUCUUUGCACAGGGCCUCGAGCCAUUGCCGCAGCCUGAAAAUCCCCCAGAGCUAGAGCAACUCCCAACUUAUUCCUCUCUACCUCCCUGGUUGGCAAACCCUUUACGGAAGUCGGCCGAUGUCAGAUCCGAGUUCUCCGAAUUGGGGAUCAAACCAGACCUUCUCAAAAUUCUCCAACAACAUGACUACAAAGAAGCAUUCGCCGUACAGUCCACUGUUAUUCCUCUGCUUCUUCAAGGCGAGCAGAACCACCCUGGCGAUCUCUGUAUUUCUGCAGCCACUGGAUCUGGAAAAACACUUUCCUACGUCCUUCCAUUGGUCACUGCUCUAACGCCACGACCUGCCUCGAGACUAAGGGGUCUGAUUGUGGUUCCCACCCGAGAACUGGUGAAGCAAGCCCGUGAAGCCUGUGAACUUUGUGCUACGGGAUCACGACUUCAUAUUGGAAGCGCAGUGGGCAAUGUGGCCAUUAAAGAUGAACAGAAGCAAUUGAUGCGAGUGGACCAGGUUUACAAUCCAGCCAUUCAACAGCAACAACGGGAUGGGCUGGUAGGGAAUGACUGGAUGAACCUGAGCCUUGAAAAUUGUGUCAGCGAAGCAGUCGACUCCAAUGGUUCUCUUCCUGGUUACAUCCAACGAUCAGAGCCCAACAUUGACAUUCUUAUUUGUACCCCUGGCCGUCUGGUUGACCACAUUCGUUACACUAAAGGCUUCACAUUGCAGCAUCUCGAAUGGCUCGUGAUUGACGAGGCUGAUCGUCUCUUGAACGAAAGUUUCCAGGAGUGGGUUGAUGUCAUUAUGCACUCGUUAGACAGCCGACAGGCGCCAGAGACCUUCGGCCCUGGCGGCAAACUUCUAUCGGAGCUUGGACUUUCUAUUGAAGCCAAGCCACCUAGAAAGGUGAUUCUGAGUGCAACGAUGACUCGCGAUAUCUCGAAGCUCAACUCCUUGCGCCUUGCCAACCCUAAGAUGAUUAUCAUCGGGUCCGAAGAUGCUUCAAACGAGGGAGACCUACCUGCCACUCAUGCCGAUGCUCACUUCGCCUUGCCACCAACCUUGUCCGAACACAUUGUUCAAGUCGGCGACGGAUCUCUCAAACCGCUUUACCUGCUGCGUCUCCUUCUAUCUCACAUUGAUCUUAGCGGAGAUCUUGCUCCCAACGUUUCUGAUUCAUCCGACUCUGACAGCACCAGCUCCGAUGACACCAGCGAUGACGAUACUAGCUCCGAUGAAUCGUCCGAUGAUGAGACUUCAUCUUCUGGAUCUGAUUCGGAAUCCGAGUCUCACUCUGACUCUGAGUCUGAUUCGUCGUCUGAUUCCGAUUCUUCAGACGAGUCUUCGGACGCUGACUCGGAAUCUGAUGCCAUGGACCUGGUGCCUGAGCCGACGCGCAAGACUGUCUUGAUCUUCACCAAAUCAUCAGAAUCUGCCUCACGUCUCUCACGCCUCAUCUCGCUGUUGCACCCACCACUGGCUAAGCGUGUAGGAACAAUCAUCAAAUCUAACAAGUCUUCUGCAUCUCGCAAGACCCUGACGGCUUACCGCCAAGGCCGUAUCUCGAUCAUCGUGGCCACCGACCGUGCUUCUCGCGGUCUUGAUCUCCACUCUCUAACUCAUGUUGUCAACUACGACAUCCCAACAAGUGUUACUACCUAUGUCCAUCGAGUGGGACGUACCGCACGUGCUGGCCGGGCAGGUUCGGCGUGGUCUCUGGUUGCUCAUCGCGAAGGUCACUGGUUUGCCAACGAAAUUGCGGCUAGUGUGGAUGGCCGGAUUACACGUACCUCAAACAUCGACCGUGUCCAGAUCAAGCCGGACUCACUCGGCUCGCUGAAGCCCAAGUACGCGAAGGCCUUGGACAAGCUCGAGAAGGAGUUCUUACAAUCUUCACUUCAUCUUAUUGCCUUUCACCUCUUCGAAAAUCAGUGCUUCCAAUCAUCACUUCUACGACAAUCACAUCUUCCACCUCUUCCAGUCCUAUCUUCCUUCGCUUUACGACCCCAUCCACUCCUGCACUACAACACCAAUACCAACCUCUAUCUCUGUCUCACAGCCGCGCGGAUCAUGGAUUCAGCCACAGACGACGACGAAGCCGGCAGUGGCUCCACCAGGCAGUCAAACAAACCUGAUGGUGAAACAUAUUUCGGCCCCCGUGAGAAAAUCCUCUUCAACGAGGUAAUCGAUUCCCAGAAGCCAAGCGGCGCUACUACAAGCAGUAUCCUACCCGCGGAACAAGAAGUGAACAAACUCAGUAGUGAAUGGAUUCGUAUCUGUGGCAAGAUACUCGCAGAGGAUUCCAAUGCCGCAAAGAGCCAAUUGCGGCAACCAUUGCUCUACUUACACUGCUACUACCGAGAUUCCCCGCGACGUUGCCUCGGCACUAUUGGACCACUAUUGGACCUGAACGCCAGCGACGAUGCAAAGGCCAACGAGGCAGCCGCACCAGCUAGGUCCACAAUGUCUGCACAGCAGUUGCUAGCAGCAGCAGAGUGCCUGGCUAAGGAUAGCUCGGUCGACCACCGAGUUCUUGCGCUACAGUUUACAAGGGAGCCACAGAUGGACAACACGGCUAAGGAAGAGGUUGUUGCUCGUUUAUGCUUCCAGCAAUGGAAGAACCGUGGCUAA